Neltuma alba is the source of this 3319-nucleotide messenger RNA. RefSeq lists its product as uncharacterized. The record is from RefSeq and is a predicted model, not a curated record. Lineage: Eukaryota; Viridiplantae; Streptophyta; Magnoliopsida; Fabales; Fabaceae. Bases 283 to 2910 code for a protein of 875 amino acids. The transcript has 13 exons.
AAGACCUCAGUGAAGCCCGCAAAACAAAUCUGUGUUGUCCGUCAUCGAUCUUCUUUCUACCUGCGGGGCCCUUCGUCAUCUUCUUCAGCUCAACGAAUCGCCCAGUGAUUGAGACAUCUUUGAAACCCUACUUCGCCUUCCUGUAUUCUUAAUUCUCAAUCCACUCAAUUCAAAUUUCAGUUUUUGAUUCCCAAAAAGCCCCCUUCUUUACUCAGAAUGCCCAAUCGAUACCCUUCAAGAUAGCAUUCAGAGCCGCCCUGCAGUGACUUUGGAGGACCAAACAUGAUCGUUCGGACAUACGGGCGCCGCAACAGACCAAUUUCGAGGGCCUACUCCGACAACUUGGACGACGACGUUUCCGAGACCUGCAGGGAUUCUUUGUCCCAAGAAAGUUCGCAGGACCACCUGUGCGGCUUCGCAUUCUCGUCCCAAGGUUCGUCUUCGCAUUGGUCUGCGUUCGAUUCGGACCCCUGCGAUACGAAUUCGAUCUUACCCUCAAGGGUCCCUUUCGACGAUUUGUGCAGCGGGGUGUCUAGGAAGUCGAAGAGAGCAAGGACUGGAAAGAAGGAGACAGAAGUGCCCAAGGACUGUGGGCUGUCGAUUCCGGCAACUUCUACGUUGAUGGAGGCGCAGGAGUUUGGGGAGAUGAUGGAGCAUGUAGAUGAGGUGAAUUUCGCUCUGGAUGGGCUUCGGAAAGGUCAGCCGGUGCGGAUCAGAAGGGCGAGCUUGGUAUCUCUGUUGUCUAUAUGCGGUACGGCGCAUCAACGGAGGCUUCUACGAACUCAAGGGAUGGCAAAGGCAAUAAUUGAUGCUAUUUUGCGGCUCAGUCUUGAUGAUUCUCCCAGCAAUCUUGCAGCUGCAACACUUGUACAUAUCUUGACCAGCGAUGGUCAAGAUGAUCGCCUUCUUGAAUCACCUAGUUGUGUUCGGUUUCUGAUCAAGUUGUUGAGACCGAUUGUCUUCACAGCCAGUGAAGACAGAGAACCUAAACUUGGCUCGAAACUUCUAGCAUUGCGACAAAAAGCUGAUGUCUUAAAAAAUACAACGAGCAGAUUGGACUCCAGUUCUGUAGCAGUUUUUUCUAGAGUUGAAGAAAUUCUAGUGAAUUGUAAAGAGCUAAAAACCACCUGUCGGAACGAUAGUGGGGUAGAGAGGCCAGAGUUAUGCCCAAUGUGGUUAGCAUUGCUAACUAUUGAGAAGGCUUGCAUAUCUGCCAUCUCUCUUGAUGAAACCACUGGUGCAGUUCGGAAGGCCAAUGGAAAUUUCAAAGAACGCUUAAGGGAGCAUGGAGGACUUGAUGCUGUCUUUGAAGUUGCCAUGAAUUGUUAUUCGGAUUUGGAGAGUUGGAUGGGAGAUCUGUCGAUCAAAGAUUUGAGAAAUGACAAACAGCUGAAGAGUUUAACUCUACUCCUCAAAUGUCUGAAGAUAAUGGAAAAUGCUACAUUUCUCAGUAAAGACAAUCAGAAUCAUUUGCUUGGAAUGAAAAGAAAGUUGAGUCCUCUGGCAACACUAUUAUCUUUCACAGAGCUGGUUAUACGGAUUGUUAAACUUCUCUCAGAUCUAAAUUUACGACGAAGUGCUUCUACAUCAUCAAAGGAUAGCAAGUCUUGCAGUCCUUUUGCUUUGGAUGGUCAUGGUCCUCAGAUGGAUCUGCUUACAGACCUUGAAGGAAAUGAGACCUUAUCCAAGAAUUAUUCCGGAAAUUACUGUGGUCAAGGGAGAGCCUCGUUAGAUAAGAAAGCUAAUGCAUCUCAUAACAGCCAAUUGUUGACUAGUUCUCAGUUGGAAAACUUGCCUUCCGUCUAUGAAAUUUCCAGCACUUCAAUGAGUGAUGCUUGUUCGCUGGAGAUGAGAGUCAGUUCUUCCAGUUAUGGAUCUUGCAGUGGUUCCUCAAGGAGUUCAGAUUGCAAAACAAACAUGGCCUAUAACUGUUCUCAGAAGAAUGUCUCCUCAACUGAUGGCAUUCCUGUUGUUGUUUUAGAUGAUAGCCAAGAUCCGUUUGCAUUUGAUGAGGAUGAGUUUCAACCCUCUAAGUGGGACCUAAUGUCGGGGAAACACAAACGAAAUCAAUCUAAAAAACGUGAGCUUUCAAAAAGAGAAUUUGAAGAUGGACACCAAUCCCAGUCAACUGUGGACCACCUACAAUCAAUUAAUGAUGUCAGUUGUUCCACUUCUGACGUUGGUGAUGAAGGAGCAUCCAGUCUUCUAGCUGAUUGCCUUCUUACAGCUGUCAAGGUGCUGAUGAAUUUGACUAAUGACAAUCCUGUUGGCUGUAAGCAAAUUGCUUUACAUGGUGGACUGGAGACCAUGUCUUCGUUAAUUGCUGGCCAUUUCCCUUCUUUCAGCUCAACAUCAUUAUCCUUUUCUCAGAUAAGAGAAAAUACUUCAAAAGUUGCAAUCAGCGAUCCAUUUGAAGCACAUCUUACUGAUCAUGACCUAGAUUUUCUUGUUGCCAUUUUGGGCUUGCUUGUGAAUCUGGUAGAGAAGGAUAGUCAGAACAGAUCACGUCUGGCUGCAGCCAGUAUUACGCUACCUGCCUCAGAGGGCUUGGGCCAAGAAGCUCACAGAGACGUUAUUCAAUUGUUAUGCUCUAUUUUCUUGGCAAACCAGGGCGGGAGUGAGGGAUCUGGGGAAGAUAAACAACUGAAUGAUGAGGCGGCUUUGCUAGAGGGUGAAAAGGAAGCUGAGAAAAUGAUUGUAGAAGCAUAUUCAGCCCUGCUUCUAGCCUUUCUUUCUACUGAAAGCAAGAGUGUACGAGAAGCAAUCGCUGACAAUCUUCCAGAUCGCAAGUUAGCUAUUCUUGUACCUGUGUUAGACCGAUUUGUGGAAUUCCACUUGAGUUUGAACAUGAUUUCGCCAGAGACUCAUAAAGCUGUGAGUGAAGUCAUUGAAUCGUGUCGAAUUCCAUGAAGAACUCUCUACAAACAGGAAACUUGUACAGCCUCAGCCUACAGUAGUGUUUGUUACAGGACUCGCCCAAGGAAAUGAGAUUUUCUGCUGGUCACCUCAUCACACUGACCAAAUCUUUUUUACUCAAUCAAAGUUCUGCAUCUUGGCUCCAUUUUAUUUUUCCAAUACAUAACUUUUUCCUGUGUCUGUUUCAUGCGAUUGGUGACCAGAUGCUUGUAUACAAAAUUCAGUAGCAAAUGCCUGGAUUCAUUCCUGGCAUGGUUUCUGUGUAAUAGUAGUGCUAUUUUUUUCUCCCUUUUGGUUCAAUUUUUUUUUUUUGGUUCAUUCAUUCAUUUUCUUGUAUCAGGAGCCUUUAUAUUAUGUUAAAACCCACCCAUCCUUUGUUUGUCCAUCGCUUCAGCCAGGGUUA